This is a messenger RNA of Pseudomyrmex gracilis, 1433 nucleotides long. Its product is annotated as putative 3,4-dihydroxy-2-butanone kinase. Gene Ontology annotation, cellular component: cytosol. Gene Ontology annotation, molecular function: glycerone kinase activity. The record is from RefSeq and is a predicted model, not a curated record. The coding region runs from base 655 to 1401 and encodes 248 amino acids. Gene Ontology annotation, biological process: glycerol catabolic process. The transcript is spliced from 5 exons. Lineage: Eukaryota; Metazoa; Arthropoda; Insecta; Hymenoptera; Formicidae.
ACGACUUAUUUUUUUUUUUUUUCAAGGAUAAAAAUUUAUUGUCUACGACUAUGCGACAAAGUAAUCACACUUGCGGCAAAACUCGCAAUUUGUGCGUUUUUUCUGCAACUACUUGACGACUUUUUACAAAAUGUUUUUUAAAUAAUUUUGGAAUUAUUUUCCUGAAAAUCGAUCGUUUGUGUAAAUUUCCAAAAUUUGUUUUUAGUCAAUUUUAUGAUUCGACUCGACGCGUUUCGACUGCUUUAUAUGUACAUUUUUUUUAUCUUAAAUAUUUUCUCUUAAAUGUGCGAUAAACAUUGCGUUUGCAUUUCCACGUCGUGAGUACAUAAGUUACACAGUUCUUGUAGACACAAUGUUCUUGUAGAUAUAAAUUUAUUUUUCAUUAUAUUUUCCUAAUGUCACCGUAUUGUCUGUUUUUGAAGUUUGUGUGACCGUAGCGCGUGAUCAUCUCGACCACUCGAAAAUCUCUCAUUGGGAAUUGCCAUGUUGUUUUCCCAUUGGUAUCCGACCAAUGAAACUAACGGGGGUGGCACAGCUGUUUCGCACAGCUGUUCCGCGUUGUUUUACCUUUCAAUUCUGACAUUCUAAAAGCCGGUACAGAGAUACCCACACAGAAACGGAAUUUCGAGUUUUCGACACAGUUUUCAGAUUCGCAUGACGAGAGGUCAUCGACGAGAGAUCAUGCCACAUCAUCCGGAAACGCAACAUUCUCAGACUAUAAGCAAAAUAUCUGACGUCGAGCGUAAGGGACCCGCGAUGCAGCCUCAGAGCGGUGCGGCAUUUAUCACAGCUAUAACCUUCGCGUGCGAAGCUGUGAUAGCGUGCGCCAGACAAUUGGAUAUCAUAGAUCAGGAGUGCGGCGAGGGAAACUACGGAACCGCGCUGGCGCGUGGCGCCAAUGCCAUAAAAACUGAAAUCAAGGAAGGUAGAAUCUCGACAACCAGACCUUCCGCGACAUUCACGCAGAUGAGCAGAAUUGUUGAGAAAGAAGUGGAUGGCCUGGAAGGUGGAAUAUAUUCCUUAUUUUUUGAUAUCGUUGCCAAAAACUUUCGUAGGUUUGAAAACGACGAGCGGUUGACCGCCAACAUGUGGCUGAUCGCUCUAACAUCCGCGAACGAAACCGUGGCCGAAGUGAGCGGAAUAUCGGUCGGCGAUCGAACUUUGUUGGACGCUCUUGUGCCGGUGGAGAUUAAAUUGAGAGACGCACUGGAUUCAGGUUCGAAUCCUGUCGACGCGUUCGCGGAAGCCGUCAAUGCUGCCGAAACCUCUGCUAUGCAAACCGUGAAUUCGAAUCACAAGGCAUUUAAACAUCCGGCUGCUGGAGCACAUGCUGUGGGUAUAUGGAUGAGAGCUGCCUACGAAGGUUUUAAAUUGAAAUUCAAUUGUAAUUUCAACGCAUAAAAUCAAAUAAAUAUAAGUUUUUUUAGUUUCGA